Sinocyclocheilus anshuiensis is the source of this 1168-nucleotide messenger RNA. RefSeq lists its product as uncharacterized. NCBI's taxonomy places the organism in Eukaryota, Metazoa, Chordata, Actinopteri, Cypriniformes, Cyprinidae. The transcript is spliced from 3 exons. Bases 138 to 881 code for a protein of 247 amino acids. Gene Ontology annotation, biological process: negative regulation of T cell proliferation; T cell costimulation; positive regulation of T cell proliferation. The record is from RefSeq and is a predicted model, not a curated record. Gene Ontology annotation, cellular component: external side of plasma membrane.
UAUGCUGUCAGCUCGGAGAAAAUUCCCCUGUUCAUAGUCAGAGUGUAGCCCGAGAACACUUUCUUCCUCACUUUCACAACCACUUUCUUCUUCCACACAUCUAACAACUUCCAGCACUAUUCUGAAAGGGGGGAAAGAUGUUCGUCAUUAUGCCAUUUUUAAUUAUUAUCCUGUCAUCAGACUACAGCAAAGGUGAAAUACAGCUGCGUGCUUUCAAACACCAGACAGUGAAUUGCAAUGAGAGGAUUGUCUUACAAUGCAAUAUCAGCUCAUCAACGCCAUUGAACAUUGUUAAAGUAUACUGGAAAAAAACAGAAGAGAAAGAUUUUGAAUGUGAUCCAACAUCCAGCAAUAGACCACCAGGAUUUGAGUGCAACUACACAGGAGAAGCACUGACAUUAACCAUCUCAAAUCCUACACCAGCAAACAUGGGCUCGUAUUUUUGUUGUAUAAAGACGGACUCUGGACAUGGAGCAAAAGAAAUCAAUCUAUCUGUAGGACAAUGCACCGGAGAAUUCUCCCACCAGAUGGCUGAACCCAAACAAAUGCAGUGUAGCUUUAAUGGUAUGUACCCAGAAGGCAUGAUAAACUGGUUUCAUUAUGACAAGAACCUGACUUCCAGCUCUACAGUCACAAGCCUGGUGAACUCUGAUGGAACGUUCAACAUCACAAGUGUCCUAAACAUCCAGGACGAUCAAGAGAGAUAUAAAUGCUCACUGUGGUCACUCAAACACGGACAGUACCAUAAAGAUCAAGAGUUUGAAGUCCCAGUUCAUGCUGAUUCCAGGCCCAUUAGCAGGAUCAGCACACAACAUUGUUUAUCAUGGACUCUUAUCCUUCUUAGCCUGAUGUUGUGUUUGAGAGCCUGUUUGUCUCUAUAAUCUGUACAUGCCAACUCAACCCAACUAUCACAAGACCUGAUGACAUAACCACAGAUCUGGUGGGUUUUAAUAAAUGGAAUUUGCCAAAUAAACUGACCAUCUAAUCAAUAUAGUGGUAGAAUAUUUGCCUGCCAUGUGCUAGAUCUGGAUCUAAUUAAAGACCAGGGAAUAUAAAUCUUGAGUUUUACCUGAAGACAUAGCCACAGGAUAUAGCAGUGAACUGACACCCACAGCUUCUCUUUUACUGAGUUAUGACUGGAUUCAUUUAAGAAAAUGCACUGACAUGA